CCCACUUUCCCAGCUUCCUCCCUGCAAGAGGGGGAAGGUGGCUUUCGUCUCCUCUGCAGGAGCUGCCUCAGUUUCCCUUCAGGGACCUGAAUUUGCUAAAACCACUCAUUAGGACAGGCAGAACUUGGCAGAAGACGUAGGGACUUCUUUCAAUUUCUUGGAGGUGUCCUGAGAACAGAGAUGGAUGAGCAAGACUCAGCUGGGCCUGAAGCAGGAAGGCUUCGUUCCAUCCAAACUCUUAGCCAUGGAGGAAUCUGGGGAAAGUCUGUCCAAAGGAUCCUGGGUGAGGAGGACACCCUCCGCUCAGAUGUGCAGAGCCAGCAACUCAGGCGGCUUUGCAACCAGGAGGCCAAAGGACCUCGAGAGGUUUGCAACCGACUCUACCACCUUUGCCGCCAGUGGCUGAAACCAGAGACCCACACGAAAGCUGAGAUGCUGGACCUGGUGAUCUUGGAGCAGUUCCUGGCUGUCCUUCCAGCAGAGAUGGAGAGCUGGGUGAGGGAAUGUGGAGCGGAGACCAGUUCCCAGGCGGUGGCCCUGGCUGAAGGUUUCCUUCUGAGUCAGGCAGAGCAGCAGGGGAAGGAUCAUUUUCCAGAAAUGGGUUUGGAUUCCUCUGAGGUAGAGAGAACUCCGUUGGACUCUAGAGAGAGGCCACUGGGAGACCGAAGGAUGCCAGCAAGACCUGUUUGUCCAUCUUUUCUUGGUGGCGAAGGGGAAGCUGCCCCUGUGGAACCAGAGCAGGGUCCAUUGUGCUUUGAAGAUGUAGCUGUGCAUUUCACAGACGAGGAGUGGGCGUUGCUGGAUCCUGAGCAGAGAGCUCUGCACAAGGAAGUCAUGGAGGAGAAUCGUGGGAUCUUGGACUCUCUCGGUGGUGAUGAAUUGGAGCUGAAGAACGAGGGAGACCACGACAAAAGCCACAGAGUGGAGAAGUCAUAUCCAUAUUCAGAGUGCAGAGAGAGCUUCAGUCAGAGCUCCCAUUCCACUUCAAAUCAAAGAACUCCCCUUGAGAAGAAACCCCAUCAGUGCUUGGAAUGUGGAAAGAGCUUCAGGGAGAACAACCAGCUCACUGUCCAUCAGAGAAUUCAUACAGGGGAGAAACCCUAUCAGUGCCAAGAGUGUGGAAAGAGCUUUAGUCAAAAGGGCAGUUUAAAUACCCAUCAGAGAAUUCAUACAGGGGAGAAACCUUAUCACUGCUUGGAGUGUGGCAAGAGCUUCUUUCAAAGAAGCCAGCUCACUGCCCAUCAGAGGAUUCAUUUGAGGGAGAAACCUUAUCGAUGCUUUGAAUGUGGAAGGAGCUUCAGUCAGAGCACCCAGCUCACUUUCCACCACAUACUUCAUUCCGGGGGGAAACCAUAUCACUGCUUGCAAUGUGGAAAGACUUUCACUUGGAAAAUAAGUCUCACUUCCCAUCAGAGAAUUCAUACAGGUGAGAAACUCUAUCACUGCUUGGAAUGUGGAAAGAGCUUCAGGGAGAGAAACAAGCUCACUGUCCAUCAGAUAAUUCAUACAGGGGAGAAACCUUAUCAGUGCCAAGAGUGUGGAAAGAGCUUCACUCAAAAGGGCCGUUUAAAUUCCCAUCAGAUAAUUCAUAGAGGAGAAAAACCUUAUCACUGCUUGGAGUGUGGCAAGAGCUUCUUUCGAAGACGCCAGCUCACUGUCCAUCAGAGAAUUCAUAUAGGCGGAGAACCCUAUCAGUGUUUGGAAUGUGGCAAGAGCUUCCGGGAGAGAAGCAAUCUAACUGUCCAUCAGAGAAUUCAUAUAGGGGGAGAACCCUAUCAGUGCCAAGAGUGUGGAAAGAGCUUCAGUCAAAAGGGCAGUUUAAAUUCCCAUCAGAGAAUUCAUACAGGGGAAAAACCAUAUCAGUGCUUGGAAUGUGGCAAGAGCUUCUCUCGAAGAGGCCAACUCAUGGCCCAUCAAAAAAUUCAUACAGGGGAGACACCCUAUCAGUGCUUGGAAUGUGGAAAGAGCUUCAGUCACCAAGGCCAGCUCAAUGUCCAUCAAAGAAUUCAUACAGGGGAGAAGCCAUAUCAGUGCUUGGAAUGUGGAAAGAAAUUCACCCAGAGCUCCAAUCUCACAAUCCAUCACAGAAUUCAUACAGGGGAGACACCCUAUCAGUGCUUGGAAUGUGGAAAGAGCUUCAGUCACCAAGGCCAGCUCAAUGUCCAUCAAAGAAUUCAUACAGGGGAGAAGCCAUAUCAGUGCUUGGAAUGUGGAAAGAAAUUCACCCAGAGCUCCCAUCUCACAAUCCAUCACAGAAUUCAUACAGGGGAGAAACCCUAUCAGUGCUUGGAAUGUGGAAAGAGAUUUAUUGUGGAGGCCAAACUCAGGAUCCAUCAAAGAAUUCACAGCAAGAGAAAACUAUUUUAGUGCCAAGAAUGUGGGAAGAGCUUCAGUCACAGGGCCCGUCUCGCUUCCCAUCAAAGAACUCACAUUGAUGGCAAAUUAUAGUAGUGGCUGUAUACAGAUUUAAUUUUAGGAGCCCUUAGUUUGUAUGAGGUGAGAAUUGCAGUUGGGUUCUUUGCCACAUCUGGUGCCCCGUAGUAAUUCCUACAACAUACCCAAGAACUGUGACUUUCAAGUUCUUGGCCAAGGUGUUUAAUACCUUCUUCAGAGUUGAAGGUAUUCCUUUCUCUUGGCAGAUAAAGAUGAGCAGGAGACCGCAAAGGUUGCAAUUUGAAUUGGGUUGCAACGCUGGGACAAUUAGAAUAAGAUCCACUAUUUGACUAUUGACUCAAAACCCUAGAAUGCAUUUUAUAUAUCGGACUUUUUAUUUUUAUUCUUUGUAUAUUGUAUUGUUGUUUUAUUGGUAUGGCAAGUGGCUGACGCAAAUAAAGAUUUAUUCAUUCAUUGAA
Podarcis raffonei (Aeolian wall lizard) is the source of this 2852-nucleotide messenger RNA. Its product is annotated as zinc finger protein 345-like. The record is from RefSeq and is a predicted model, not a curated record. Bases 181 to 2367 code for a protein of 728 amino acids. The transcript is spliced from 7 exons. NCBI's taxonomy places the organism in Eukaryota, Metazoa, Chordata, Lepidosauria, Squamata, Lacertidae. Gene Ontology annotation, biological process: regulation of DNA-templated transcription.